AAAGAACUACUUAAAAGAGUACUAUGUAUGCAAUAAAAUGAAAAGUAGACUUGGUCUGUUGCAAUCACCACUUCCUCUUCCCAGUCAGCAUAUUCUCUAUCCAGAUCCUAUACAAUAUGAUGAGCCUUUAAAAUUUAUCUGUGAUGAACACCACCGAAAUCAUAAUUAUCAUUGUCAUCGUUAUCAUCAUCACAACCAAUAUUAUCCACAGAAUUAUGAAAAUCAGGAUACUAGUACUGGUUCAAAUGUGAUUUACUCACAAAGUCAGAGUGAAAGUAUAAGGGAACAUGGAUAUUUAUUGCAAGAUUACUUUUAUUGCUGUCAUCCAAGUGAAACGCUGACAGAAAGGCAUCAUCAACCAACUUCCAUCAAUACAUACAUGUGUGAUUCUAUUGAAGAUGCAAACUUUAUCAAUGACUGUGUACAUUCUAGGCCGAUAAAAGUAAAUCAAUCAACUGAAGUUCGUUUUGAUGGAGAAAGUGAACAAAAUAUUGCCAUUCCAACUUCAGUUAACAUAUCGCUAUCAUCAUCAUCAUCAUCAUCACCAUUAUCAUCGUGUCGACCAACAUCGAAAAUGUUCUCUUAUUGUAACAAUACGAAUACUACUUCUUCUUCCUUCCCCUCCACUUCAUAUGCUUCUUUCACACCAUCCUCAUCAACAUUUGCAUUGUCAUCUGCAUCGUUCCGACAAUUUCAGCCCCCUGUUGUAUGGACAAGGUCUAAUGAUAUAUUUCUGACCAACAAUCAUAGACAUUGUUACACUACUGAAAUAGCCGAUAUGACGAUGAAACCGAUAAAAACAAGAUUACUGCAUAACAAAGAAGUAAAAUAUUUUAAGGAAUUAAAAAAUAAUCAUGAAGGUGAAUUCCUUUAACUUUUUUUUCCUCACGCCUAUUUUUGUUCCCGUUUCUCUAUUAUCAUAUGAUCGACAUUUAGUCUUCUUCAUUCUGUAUAGUUUGACUGUUGUUUUACUACAGUCUAUGUAUAACUAAACAAGAAGGCAUCAUGGCAUGCUACUACCACCACUGAUAAUAUUGCGAAAUGAAAGUCAAUUAUGUUAUUUGCAUAAUUUAAGGUGUCAUAUAUGUUUAUCAGUUAUGAAAAGCGAAACAAAGUUAAAGCAAUCAUGAUUUCAAUAAUAUCACAUUCUUUGUACAUAAAUCUUGAAAAUUUCCAUGUAAAGUACAGUAUUUCUUCUCAAGAUUACCACAUAAUUAACCUGUCAACAAAUAAUGAAAG
Messenger RNA from Heterobilharzia americana, 1239 nucleotides. The record is from the annotation of a GenBank genome assembly. NCBI's taxonomy places the organism in Eukaryota, Metazoa, Platyhelminthes, Trematoda, Strigeidida, Schistosomatidae.